CGCGCGCCGAGGCGGUUCCGGUGUGGGAGCGGCCCGGGCUGGGGGCUGAGGCGGGGUCGCGCCCGGCCGAGGCCAUGCUGUGCACAGCUCUGGUCAUGGCUGGCAGCCUGGCUCUCACCACGGCCGUGGUUGCCCACGCCUAUUACCUGAAGCACCAGUUCUACCCCACCGUGGUGUACCUCACCAAGUCCAGCCCCAGCAUGGCCGUGCUGUACAUCCAGGCCUUUGUGCUGGUCUUCCUGCUGGGCAAGUUCAUGGGCAAGGUGUUCUUCGGGCAGCUGCGGGCGGCUGAGAUGGAGCACCUCCUGGAGCGCUCGUGGUACGCGGUGACCGAGACCUGCUUGGCCUUCACCGUCUUCAGGGACGACUUCAGCCCGCGCUUCGUGGCCCUCUUCACCCUCCUCCUCUUCCUCAAGUGCUUCCACUGGCUGGCUGAGGACAGGGUGGAUUUUAUGGAGAGGAGCCCGAACAUCUCGUGGCUCUUCCACUUCCGCAUCGUCUCCCUGAUGCUGCUGCUGGGGGUGCUGGACCUGCUGUUUGUGAGCCAUGCCUACCACAGCAUCCUGACCCGCGGCGCCUCCGUGCAGCUCGUCUUCGGCUUCGAGUACGCCAUCCUGCUGACCAUGGUGCUGACCAUCUUCAUCAAGUACGUGCUGCACUCCAUCGACCUGCAGAACGAGAACCCCUGGGACAACAAGGCCGUGUUCAUGCUCUACACCGAGCUGCUCACUGGGCUGAUCAAGGUGCUGCUCUACAUGGCCUUCAUGACCAUCAUGAUCAAGGUUCACACCUUCCCGCUCUUCGCCAUCCGCCCCAUGUACCUGGCCAUGAGGCAGUUCAAGAAGGCCGUGACCGACGCCAUCAUGUCCCGCCGGGCCAUCCGCAACAUGAACACGCUCUACCCCGACGCCACGGCCGAGGAGCUGCAGGCCAUGGACAACGUGUGCAUCAUCUGCCGCGAGGAGAUGGUGACAGGGGCCAAGCGCCUGCCCUGCAACCACAUCUUCCACACCAGCUGCCUGCGCUCCUGGUUCCAGCGGCAGCAGACCUGCCCCACGUGCCGCAUGGACGUGCUGAGAGCCUCGGCACCGGCACCGGCACCGGCAGCGCCCGAGGCACCGGCACCGGCACCCGCGGGGGGGGCGGCGGCGGCGGGGGGGGCGCAGGGACCCCACAACUUCCCCCAGGGGCUCCUCCCUCCCUUCCCCCCGGGCAUGUUCCCGUUCUGGCCGCCCGUGGGGCCGUUCCCGCCCGUGCCCGGAGCGCAGCCCCCGCCCGGGGCUGGAGCUGGAGCUGGAGGUGGAGCCGAGGGCGCGGCCAGCACGGCCGGCAGCGCUGCCGGUUCCCGUGCCGGUGACGCCGGUGCCGGUCCCAGUUCUGGUUCUGGUGCCAGUUCAGUGCCGGAACCGGGCGCUGCCGGGGCCGUGCCGGGGCUGCCACUGCCCCCACCCUGGGUGGGGAUGGCCUGGCCACCCCUGUUCGGGUCUGUGCCCCUCCCCAGGCGUGCCCCCCCCAUGCCGGUGCCCCCCGCCGGCUUCGCGGGGCUGACGGAGGAGGAGCUGCGGGCGCUGGAGGGGCACGAGCGGCAGCACCUGGAGGCGCGGCUGCAGUGCCUGCACAACAUCCACACGCUGCUGGACGCGGCCAUGCUGCAGAUCAACCAGUACCUGGGCGUGCUGGGCGCCAUCGGGACCCCCCGAGCCGCCCCUCGGCCGCCCCCCCCCCGUGAGGCCCCCCCAGAGGAGCCCCCGGCCCCAGGACCCUCGGGAGCCACUGGAGCCACUGAGCCGGCGCCCCCCGAGGAUGAGGAGGACGAAGGCCCCGAGCCCCCCGAGGGCCCCGACACGGCCGAGCUGCGGCGGCGGCGGCUGCAGAGGCUGGGGACCCCCCCCAGCGACCCCCCAAAAAAACACUGACUGGGACCCCCCCCAAAAAAACACUGACUGGGACCCCCCCCCCAAAAACUGAUCGGGACCCCCCCCAAAAUUGACCCCCCCCCUCCCCACUGACCAGGACCCCCCCCCCCCCAAAAACAGACUGGGACCCCAAAACUGACCAAGACCCUCCCCCACUGACCAGGACACCCCAAAACCAACCGGGGGGACUCCCCCCACUGACUGGGACCCUCCCAAAAACUGACCAGGACCACCCCCCACCUAAAUUGACCUGAGACCCCCCCUGGGAACCCCCCAAAAAUGACCAGGACCCCCAAAACUGACCAGGACACCCCCAGGAACCCCCCCCAAAACUGGCUGGGACCCCCCCAGACUGACCCAAGACCCCCCCAGUUCCCCCCUCCCCAUUUCCCCUUCCCCCAUUUCCCAUCCCCCACUCCAUUUCCCACUUUCUCACCCCUUCCCUUCCAUUUCUUUCCCAUUUUCCCCCAUUUUUUCCCCGAUUUUCCCCUUCCCACACAUUUUCUCACCCAUUUCCAUCCAGUUUUCCCCAUUUCCUCACUUUUUCCUCCACCAUUUCCAUCAUUUCAUCUUUUUUUUUCCAAUUUCCCCAUUUUUUUCCCAAUCCCUCUCCAUUUUUUCCCAAUUUCUCCCCAUUUUCAUCCCAUUUUUUCCCCAAUUUCUCCCCGUUUUCCCCCAAUUCUCCCUCUCCACUGAGCCAGGAUCAGGUCCCUGUUCUCCCCUGGGAUUUUGGGGUGUCCCCCCUCCCCAAAUCCACCCUGGGGGGGGGGGUUUGACCUCUGACCCCGCCCAGCCCAGGGAAUUUGGGUCUCCCCGAGGAUUUUGGGGUUCCCACUGGAAUUUUGGGAAUCCCUCCCCCUCAUUCCAUUAACAGUAUUAACCCCUCCCUCCCCGGGGACACCCCAAAUCCCCACCCCCCUUUCCCCCCAGUCCCAAACUGGUUUGUACUGGUUUCCCACAGCGGGGUUGCAGUUUUUGCGCCGCCUUUUGCCCGAUUUCCAGCGCUUUUGGCCCAAAUCCCGCCGGCUUUUGGCCGUCCCGGGGCGGCCCCGCCCCCAGUGCCUCUCGGAACCCCAAAUUCUCAGGGAAAAAACCAAAAAAAAAACCACAAAACCCGCGGCCGGGAGCGACGGGAAACGGCGCCUGGGGGGCCAAACGGGGCGGAGUUUUGGGGCAAAAAGGAGCCGAAUUGGGAUUUCUGGGUUUGAGGUGAUUUUUUUUUUUUCCUUUUCCCUUUAAUUUUUGGGCGCUUUUGGUCCCAGCUUGAGUGGGUUGAUGAGGAAUUUGGCAAUAACGAAGCGGCGCCGCUUUGGGGAGUUGAUUUUUAACCCUUCCGUGUUGUUUUUUUUUCACCCGUUUUGAGCCAAAAUCAUCGUUUCUUGGGGUCUGUUUUGAGAUUUUUUUUUUUUUUUGGGCGGAUUCCUCAAAAUCGCCUCGUUUUGGGGUGAAGCCGCGGGGAGGGGGAGGGGAGGGAUCGUUCCCCCCAAAAUCGCUCCUUCUCUCCCCCCGAAGCGGUGUCGGAAUUAUUUAAUUUGUAAAUAAUGUACAAAUUUUUACCAGCUCCGAUGUAAAUACGGCAAUAAAGGUUGCAGUAAAGUUCG
This is a messenger RNA of Oenanthe melanoleuca, 3517 nucleotides long. It is a transcript of the gene SYVN1, whose product is annotated as synoviolin 1. The record is from RefSeq and is a predicted model, not a curated record. NCBI's taxonomy places the organism in Eukaryota, Metazoa, Chordata, Aves, Passeriformes, Muscicapidae. The transcript is spliced from 16 exons. Bases 75 to 1916 code for a protein of 613 amino acids. Gene Ontology annotation, cellular component: cytoplasm.